Messenger RNA from Sinocyclocheilus rhinocerous, 2041 nucleotides. RefSeq names its product dynein 2 intermediate chain 2 (gene dync2i2). The record is from RefSeq and is a predicted model, not a curated record. Gene Ontology annotation, molecular function: dynein light chain binding; dynein heavy chain binding. NCBI's taxonomy places the organism in Eukaryota, Metazoa, Chordata, Actinopteri, Cypriniformes, Cyprinidae. Gene Ontology annotation, biological process: intraciliary transport. Gene Ontology annotation, cellular component: ciliary plasm; cytoplasmic dynein complex. The coding region runs from base 237 to 1817 and encodes 526 amino acids. The transcript is spliced from 9 exons.
CAGAGCAGUCACGGAUGUCACAUCCAGGAUAACAAUGGAGGAACGAACAGCGCUGUGCAGUGGCCAAAUACAAUAAAAUAUCGUACAAAAUUAGCAACAAUAAGUGUUUUCCCUAUUACAGAAGCAGAUUUUGAUUCGUCGAACAUAAAACCGUUUUAAAUAUAACGAAUAACCAACAAAUCGUGCUUUAUGAAAAAUAAUCGCUAGCUCCCAGCUAACGCUGACAAAGUUUAAACAUGUUCACGGAUGAAACUCUUGACUUAAUUGGUGCCGAAUCGACAUGGAGAAAGUCACAUCAGCAAACACAAGAAUCAAGAAGCUGUCAAACUCUUCCAGUUCACACAGCAGAGGCUGAAACACAAGCCAAAGAUGUGUUAGACAACAGCACCCAGACACAAGACCAGAUCAGUCAAACACUCUCCCUAGAUCAAAACAUAUCUCACUUUCCUGGUUUGCUGGACUUCUUGCAUAAAGUUGAAGACAUAGUUAUCAAAGAACUGGUGAAAAACUCCAAGAGUCAUGCUUUUGAUGGGUUUCAAGUGAACUGGGAGGAUCAGAAUGAGUCAGCGAGAGCCUCGAAUGCAAAAUAUAUUAAUAAUUGUAUUACAACUUAUCUUACAACUGGUGAUUUUUUUGCGCAGGUGUCCUGCAUGUACCGUCUUCAGCAUGUUGAUGCUCAGGAAAGGGGUCUGCAAGUCACCAGCGUGUCGUGGAACUGCACCGGCUCGGUCAUAGGCUGUGGAUUCGGCCGUGUGGAUGAUGGUGAUUGGAGCAAUGAGAAGGCGUAUGUGUGCACGUGGAACCUGGACCGGCAGAACCUGAACCCAAAGCGGCCGGAUGUGAUCAUAGACGUGGCCACUCCAGUCAUGUGCCUGUGCUUCCAUCCUGUGAGACCGUCUGUGGUUGCUGGGGGGCUGUACAGUGGUGAGGUGGUGGUCUGGGACACCAGCCGCUCACAGGACCUCAUUCUGGCUCAGACGGGAAUGUCUGCAGAUACCCACCGUGAACCAGUUUUUCAGGUCAGCUGGGUCCCAGGAGCUCGCAGAGGGGAGUUUAUCGUACUGAGCGCCGGUUCAGGAGGAAGAGUUCUGUUGUGGACUGUUGAUGGAGCUGAAGCCAAACUCAUCUUGAGUUCUGGAUAUGCCCUUGUUCAACAGCAAGUGCCUCAGUGUGGAGCAGCAAGCAAGACCCGAGGUAGCACCACUAUAGGAGUAACCUCUGUUGCACUUUCCCCGUGGGACCUGGACACAUUCUUGGUGGGCUCAGAAGGAGGCCUUGUGCUCAAAUGCUCCUUCAGCAGUGAGACAGUGGCAGCAGUGCCCCCUGAUGGUGAGAGCGUGACACUGCGGGCUCCAGUGCAAUUCUCUUUCUCACCACUAGGGGGCCCUGUGCACUCAGUCCACUUCUCACCGUUCCAUAGGAAUCUGUUUGUAAGUGUCGGGACAGAUGGUUUGGCUCAUGUGUACACUGUGCUCCAGCCCCGUCCCCUGCUGUCUCUACGGGUGUCCGAUUCAUAUGUGUUUGGGGUGAGGUGGUCACCUACACGCCCUCUAGUCUUUGCUGCAGCCACAGGACAAGGUUUGGUCCAGAUGUUUGAUUUGGGUCAGAGGUCUUUAAGGCCAGCUACCACAAUUGACCAGAACACAAGUGGUCAGCCAACAUAUUGUCUGGAGUUCAACCCCAAAUACACAAAUCUGAUGGCAGUGGGCAAUGCAGAUGGUAGCGUCAGCAUCUGGCAGCUCAGUGCCGAGUUAACGGAACAAGGUGCCAAGGAAACGGCAAUGCUAGAACAGCUGGCCAAUGAGGUGGCGGACUGAGUCUGUUUGAAACUUUCUUAAAACACAUUUAUAUAUGCAUUGCAUAUCUUAACUGUACAUUUACACUGUAAAAUAAAAACACUUGACAAUUCCUUCCAGUUAUAACCAGUAGCGUUUAUUUAAGCACACAGCAGUCUCGUGGGUGAUGUUACAGCAUGUCCUCUCUAUAGUUUUGUUAAACAAAGCAAAGCACUUAACAGCUAAAACAACCACAAUAAAAUGCA